AUGGUAUUUGUCGAUAUGAUGCUUUUCGUGCUACUUGUAGGAUGCUGGUGUUGGCCUGUUGUAUUCGCAGCCCAUGGCGACCCUCUUCCUCCAGGAAUUGCACAGUUUCUUCGAACUCGCAGGAGCGAAAAGAGUCGGCAUUUGCGUAAUGGAUACGUCAGGCUCGGAGAUUAUGCCGGUAUCCAAGGAGUUGUCCAAUCAUUGACUGGGUACAGUCUUUCAAUGAAUGCUGUAGGCAACAUGAUGGCGGUUGGAGCCCCAGGUGAAGAGGGUGAUUUCAGCUUUGAAAGAGGCGCCGUCCGCGUCUUUGAGUUUGCAAGUGGGACAUGGACUCAAAAAGGCCAAGACAUCAUUGGAAAACUUGAUGAUUCUGAAAGUUUUGGUUUUGCUGUGUGGUUGAGCCCUGAUGGGCAAACUCUUGCAGCUUCCGCAAACUCGGCAAGUCAUGGUUACGUUCAGGUGUACGAAAUCAAUGCCUCUGGUGAUACGUGGAUAAAGCGAGGAGUAGACCUUGACGAACUGAACCCAGGCGAAGGCUUUGGCAGGUCCAUAGCAUUGAGCGAUGAUGCUGUAUUCAUGGUUGUUGGGGCCCCGUUUUAUGAUGAGGGGGCGGAUACGGAGGUGGGAAGGUUGUACUUCUUCGAUUAUCGCGAUGGGUCCAACUACGUGCUUCGGACUGAGCAGCUGGUAUUUUCACUUGUUCCACUGGAUCGCGGGCAAGCGGCAACUCAGCAAAUGGGAAGUGCUGUAGCGAUGUCCAGCGAUGGCAAGUUUGUUGCUGUCGGUUCGCCAUUUGACCAGAACGACUUGGAGAAAGGGCUAGUGUUUGUCCUUUCAAUACUUUGGGGUUUCUUUGUCAACUUGGAAGUUUUCGGAGGAGUGAUUGAGGCCGAUGAAAGUGGAACUAGCUUUGGUCUAGCCUUGGCUAUGAAUGGAGACGGCACCCAUUUGGCAGUAGGAAGUCCUUUUUUUGAUGGACUGGUAGACUCUGCCGGUCGAGUCCAGGUCUUUUCAAGGGCGACAGAACAGGGAACAUCUACCUGGAUCCAGUUGGGGAG
Messenger RNA from Seminavis robusta, 1058 nucleotides. The record is from the annotation of a GenBank genome assembly. NCBI's taxonomy places the organism in Eukaryota, Bacillariophyta, Bacillariophyceae, Naviculales, Naviculaceae.